This is a messenger RNA of Microsporum canis CBS 113480, 1593 nucleotides long. Its product is annotated as C6 zinc finger domain-containing protein. Gene Ontology annotation, molecular function: DNA-binding transcription factor activity, RNA polymerase II-specific; zinc ion binding. Lineage: Eukaryota; Fungi; Ascomycota; Eurotiomycetes; Onygenales; Arthrodermataceae. The coding region runs from base 1 to 1593 and encodes 530 amino acids. The record is from RefSeq and is a predicted model, not a curated record. The transcript has 4 exons. Gene Ontology annotation, biological process: regulation of DNA-templated transcription.
AUGGACUCUGCCGCUGCUGAUGGCGACUUUCGAUGCCACCAUUGCAACAAGUCUUACCGUCGGCGCGACCUUCGAGACCGGCACCGACGUCGUUGCAUUAAGUCUGCUAACCAUGAGCGUGUAUCCAAGCGAAAGUCCUGCGAGACUUGUGCGCAGAAAAAGCUGCGGUGUUGCUUGACCCGCCCGGCAUGUAGUCGCUGUGUUCAAACACAGACGCCAUGUCACUAUCCACCCACUGCUCGUGUGAACCAGGAUGAUAGUACCAUGACAACAGAGCCUUCUUCGACCAGUGGAACUCUCGAUGUCGCUGUCUCUGCCUCAAGUAUGCCUUUCAGCGGUAGUCUGGCAACCUCUUCCAGUUCUCAUGAUAGUAGCAGUGUAGCAGCGUUCCAGUGGAGCCCAGAGGCCGGUAACGUGGAUGUCAUGCUUCAGAAUAUCAGCGAUGGAGCACUUCCUGCCCUCGACCUGUCAACUUCCCUAGGUUGGAACGAGAAUUUCCUCGCUGGAGACUAUCCCACGGAGAUUCCUAGCGAACUGUUCUCGCUUUUUGCUCAAUCACAAGGCCAACCGCAUCUAUCGAAGAUGCCUGCCCCUCUUAUGCCUGGUCCGGGUGAACCUCUCGCUCUUUCACAAGCACCUCCGGUGCCUCCGUUAUCAGGUGCUUCUUCGUCCAUAGGGUUAUCACCUAAUGGUGAUUUCAGCUGUGACGAUGACUUCUUUGCGAACAAUUUCCUCCCGGGCUAUGAUCAGGCCGCUGAUAAUACCACGGAAUUGUUCGAGGAGCUUUUCCAGAGAGUUCGCGAUUAUCCGAAAAAAAUUCUUCAGCGAGACUUUUGGUCACCUUUUAUUCACCAUCGUCUCUAUCGAUGUGCACAGGGUGGUAUGGCCGAGCCGUUGGGUAUUGCACUAGCUUGUGCUUCAGCAUACGACAGCUCAGUGGAGUCCAGCUCGAGCUUCAUUGACUCCUUGAUAAAUACCCAGCGAGAGAAGCUGAUCCGAGAGUUCCACUUGUAUGUGGAUCAGCCGGAGACAUGCCUGGCUGCACUCCACGCCGUUAGCGUCUAUCAGAUCCUCAGCUCCUUGGAUGAUUUCAGUACUCCGGCUCCUGAUGAAGUUGAGAAGCGGCGAAAGGGAUCAGGUCUUGCGCCUGAGUGGCAUAUUUCCUUUUUAUUAAAGAUGACUCGUCGACUCUGUACUCUGUAUAAACAAGCCGUUACAGCGGAUACCGAGACAGAUUGGAUCCGGUGGAGGUUUGCUGAAUCGCUGCGGCGGUGUAUCUUCUUUGUCAACUUAAUCAAUGUUCUAGCAGCAAGAUGUCGCAGAUUUCACUUCGAUUAUUUUGAACCUUUAGAUGAUGCUCUGAUCCUCCAGAUGCCUCUCCCGGUCACAGAACAGACGUGGAGGGCAGGGAACGAGAAGCAAUGGCAAAUAUGCCGGGAAGAUACCCGACUUGUACGUCCAGCCCCCACGCUGCAAAAGCUCAUGGAGAUAGAUGGUGCAGGCCAGCUGGAUCGAUCUACUCUUACACCACUGACCAGAAUCAUCCUGGCUUGUGCAAGGGUCAAUCUAGAGGCCGAUUGGAGAGACGAAUAG